This is a messenger RNA of Dendrobium catenatum, 2216 nucleotides long. Its product is annotated as protein NRT1/ PTR FAMILY 3.1. Bases 128 to 1939 code for a protein of 603 amino acids. The record is from RefSeq and is a predicted model, not a curated record. The transcript is spliced from 4 exons. Gene Ontology annotation, cellular component: plasma membrane. Gene Ontology annotation, biological process: transmembrane transport. Gene Ontology annotation, molecular function: transmembrane transporter activity. NCBI's taxonomy places the organism in Eukaryota, Viridiplantae, Streptophyta, Magnoliopsida, Asparagales, Orchidaceae.
CCUUUCAGUUCUCUUCACAUGCAACCAUAGUUAAAUAGAAGCACAGUCUUUCCACUCUUUACUCUACAAUAAUUUUCUGAAACCACACUGUAGCUCUUCUCGCCCUUCAGUAAAAGAAGACAAAGGGAUGGCCGGAGAAGGAAGACAAGAUGAGAAGAAGAAGAAGUUGGGUGGUCUAAAAACCAUGCCUUUCAUAUUAGCAAAUGAAGUCUGCGACCGGUUUGCCACAGCUGGUUUUAAUGCUAAUAUGGUUCAAUACCUUCAGAAUGAGCUCCAUCUUCCUCUUAUUCAGGCCACCAAUACUCUUAACAACUUUGGUGGCACAGCCAGCCUCACACCGAUCAUCGGUGCCCUUAUUGCAGACUCUUUUGCUGGCCGUUUCUGGACUAUAGCCGUUGGUUCCAUGAUCUAUCAACUAGGCAUGUUGGGAGUUACCAUAUCAGCAAUCCUCCCCGCCCUUCGCCCGCCGCCGUGCCCUUCCCAGUCGCCAUCCUGCCAGCAAGCUUCGGCCUGCCAGUUAGCCAUCUUCUACAUCUCCCUCUUCUUCACAGCGGUCGGGUCGGGCGGCAUCCGACCCUGCGUCGUCGCGUUCGGGGCGGACCAGUUCGAGCUGGACCGUCGGCAGCAACGGGCCGGUGGGUCGGGCCAGCAAUGGAACUUCUUCAACCUCUAUUUCUUCAGCAUGGGGGUAGCAUUGUUAAUGGCUCUCACGGUGGUGGUUUACAUACAGGACAAUGUGGGAUGGGGUUUGGGCUUCGGUAUCCCAACAGUCGUUAUGUUCUUUUCUGUAAUUGCUUUUAUUAUAGGGUACCCGCUUUAUAUAAGAAGGAAGCCCGGGGGGAGCCCGCUGACCCGACUGGCACAAGUGGUGGUGGCGGCGGUUCGGAAGCGGAAGCUUGCCUUGCCGGAUGAUAGCGGCGUUCUGUAUCGGAAUAAGGAGAUGGAUGCUGACAUAUCAGUGGCUGGACGGCUCUUACACACCGAACACUUCACGUUCUUAGACCGGGCGGCGAUCUGCACCGAUUCCGACAUCACCGCCGCCGGCUUUCCACGUCCAUGGCGACUAUCUACCGUCCACCGCAUCGAGGAGCUCAAAUCCAUCAUCCGCAUGCUCCCAAUCUGGUCCGUCGGCAUUCUUAUCAUCACCGCCUCCUCCCACAAUCACACCUUCACCAUCAUCCAAGCCAAAUCCAUGGACCGCCACCUCGCCGGAAACUUCCAAAUCCCCGCCGCCACCCUCUCCAUCUUCUCCAUCGUUUCCAUGCUCCUCACCCUCGCAAUCUACGACCGCCUCCUCACCCCCCUUGUCCGCCGCCUCACCCGCCGCCCCACCGGCCUCUCCUACCUCCAGCGCAUCGCCGUCGGCCUCGCCAUCUCCCUCCUCUCCAACAUCUCCGCCGCGCUCGUCGAAAGCCGGCGAAGAUCUACUGCAGUAACACAUGGCCUCGCAGACCACCCGAGCGCCACCGUGCCCAUCAGCGUGUUCUGGCUGGUGCCGCAGUACGCGAUUCACGGCAUCGCCGAAGCGUUCACGUCGGUGGGGCAUAUGGAGUUCUUGUAUGAUCAGUCACCGGAGAGCAUGAGGAGCACGGCGGCGGCCCUGUUCUGGUUAGCGGUGUCGCUGGGGCAUUACGGCGGGACUUUGCUGGUGAUUUUGGUUAGCGAUUUCACCAAGAGGUCGAAACAGGGAAAUUGGUUGCAGAACAAUAUUAAUAAGGGGAGAUUGGAUUACUAUUAUUGGCUUGUGGCCGGCCUGCAAGUUUUUAACUUUCUGUACUAUCUUGUUUGUGCGAGGUUUUAUACGUUUAAGCCGCUGGAGAUCGCCGGAGACGAGAAUAUGGGCAAGGUUGUGGAUGGUGAGACCGGCGGCGGUGGCUGCGAUGUGGAAUUGGCUGCCGGAGCAACGGUCAAGUUGUACUAUGCUAAUCAAAAGGAAUAGGCUAUUGCUGAGAGAUUUUGGGGCGAUCAAGACUCAAAAUUUUCUUUGAACUAAGCUCUUCUAAAAAUUUCUCAUAGAUUAGAGGGAAGAUUUUGAUGACAAACCUAACCUUGUGAUGCAAUUAUGCAUUUGUUAAAAAAGGAGAGAUUAUUUCGUGCGAAGUUCAGAUCAAGAGAAUAGUUUGGUUGUGUGACUGUGAACAGUAAAAACACUAUUAUUGUUCACCACUGUGCUUUUACUAUUUACAAUCAUAAAAUCAAAUGGUUUACUGGGUCCA